Perca flavescens (yellow perch) is the source of this 1005-nucleotide messenger RNA. RefSeq lists its product as uncharacterized. Gene Ontology annotation, molecular function: G protein-coupled receptor activity; bitter taste receptor activity. NCBI's taxonomy places the organism in Eukaryota, Metazoa, Chordata, Actinopteri, Perciformes, Percidae. The transcript has a single exon. Gene Ontology annotation, biological process: G protein-coupled receptor signaling pathway; sensory perception of taste. Bases 1 to 1005 code for a protein of 334 amino acids. The record is from RefSeq and is a predicted model, not a curated record. Gene Ontology annotation, cellular component: membrane.
AUGGGUGAGCAGGCCUUCAUAUUAAUAAAUGGUCCUCUCAUCUUCUUUAACCUCACUGUGAAUAUCUUCUAUGCGUGUUCCUUGAUCUUCCCACCGUGCAACACACAACGACUCAAGCAGCCUUUAAAGGUGCUGCUGGGAUUUCUUGUCUCAUGCUCAAUUAUGUAUUGUGUUUCUUUGGCUUCACUGCUUUGUGUGUUAAAGGAAGAAACCAGUUUAGAAAUGUUUCUUGUGCCAUUGAUAAUUGUGAGGCUCUAUGUGACUUAUAGCAUGACGUGUUCGGUUUUGCUCAACUUCUACUACUACAUCCAGAUUGUCCCUAUACAGCGAGCUCUUCUGAUCUGGGUAAAAAGGAACAUCAAGUCUGUCAUGUACAUGAUUUUGCUUUUUAACGGGACCUUUAUUUUGUUCUGUUGUGCCGUUUUUACUGCAGGUGAACUAUUUCAAAGCAGUGGGCUCACUAAUAUCAGCAAUACAUGGACUGAAUAUCAGAUUGAUGGACUGUACUUCACAUACCAAGUUUGUUUCUUCAGCAUCAACGUGUAUAUCUUCUUAUGUCUGUGUAUAUGUAUGGUUUCUAGCUUUUCCACGGCCCACUACCUGCAUCAACACAUAAAACGUGUGGCACAGCCUGGCGGCUUCUUCUCCACUCCGAGAAUUCAAAGUCAGCUGAGAGUCACUGUCACUGGGAUCUCUCAAGGAGUGCUGUACUUCCUCUAUGCCACCUUCUAUUUCUUUGAUUCGUUCACCACCCUGUAUACCUUGAGCUUUUACUUUAGUGCUUGGUUCUCCUUCAUGUUCACCUCGCUGUACACGUUUGGCACCACGGUCAACUUGGCCAUUGGUCAGGUUAUAUUCAGGCAAAGGGCAGUCGAUGUCUGGAAGGCACUCAAAGCACUGUGUGGCGUUGGCAUGGUAACACGUGAUAUGAAAAUGAACCCCAGCCGGUUGACAGCAGGUGAAAUGGCUAAUACUGCAACUGUUGAUGUCCAAAUGUCAGUGUGA